Messenger RNA from Alligator mississippiensis (American alligator), 1295 nucleotides. It is a transcript of the gene AGA, whose product is annotated as aspartylglucosaminidase. Gene Ontology annotation, cellular component: lysosome. The transcript is spliced from 9 exons. The record is from RefSeq and is a predicted model, not a curated record. Bases 36 to 1085 code for a protein of 349 amino acids. Gene Ontology annotation, biological process: protein deglycosylation. Gene Ontology annotation, molecular function: N4-(beta-N-acetylglucosaminyl)-L-asparaginase activity. Lineage: Eukaryota; Metazoa; Chordata; Crocodylia; Alligatoridae.
ACUUGGUGCCGCGGGUGGGUCACGUGGGCCCGGACAUGGCGCGCCUCGGCAUCGCGCCAGGGCGUUGUUUCCGCCUCCUGGUCCUGCUGCUGGUGCUGGGUGUGCGCGCGGCGCCGCUGCCGCUGGUGCUCAACACGUGGGCCUUCCGCAGGGCGGCGGAGACAGCAUGGUGUACUUUACAGUCAGGAGGCUCUGAGUUGGAUGCAGUCGAAACAGGCUGUGGUCAGUGUGAAAUUGUGCAGUGUGAUGGAAGUGUGGGGUUUGGAGGAAGCCCAGAUGAACAUGGAGAAACAACGUUAGAUGCUAUGAUAAUGGAUGGCAACACCAUGGAAGUUGGGUCUGUAGCAGAUCUCAGACAUGUAAAAAAUGCUAUUGGCGUAGCACGAAAGGUGAUGCAACACACUAAGCAUACACUAUUGGUGGGAGAGUCAGCCUCCUUGUUUGCUGUGAGCAUGGGGUUUCCAUAUGAAGAUUUAACCACUCAGAACUCGCUUUCAAUAUAUUUAAAGUGGCUUAAUCAAAGCUGCCAGCCAAACUACUGGAAGAAUGUAAUACCAGAUCCUUCAAAAUCCUGUGGACCAUACAAACGGGCUAAAGAAUUAAAUAACAGAAAAGAAUGGAGCAUCUCACAAAGAAAAAUGAAUAUUCAUAAUCAUGAUACUAUUGGCAUGAUUGUAAUUGGUGAGACUGGAAACGUUGCUGCUGGGACAUCUACAAAUGGUGCAACCCACAAAAUCCAGGGUCGUGUAGGAGACUCUCCAAUAGCUGGAGCUGGAGCUUAUGCUGAUAGCACAGUUGGUGGAGCUGCAGCCACUGGAGAUGGUGAUGUCAUGAUGCGCUUUUUACCCAGCUAUCAAGCGGUGGAGUAUAUGAGGAUGGGAAUAGACCCAACUAUAGCCUGUCAGAAAGUUAUUUCUAGAAUCCAGAAGUAUGCUCCAGAGUUCUUUGGUGCUGUUAUCUGUGCCAACACAACUGGAAGUUAUGGUGCUGCCUGCAAUAAAAUUCCAGGAUUCAGACAGUUUCACUUCAUGGUUUACACUCCUUUGCUAAGUCAGCCAUCUGAGCAAGUAGUAGACUGCAUUUAAUUAUUUCUGUACCAUCAGCUUCUAGGCUAUAAAGACGAAGAAGGAAAAGAAAGCCGAUAAGGUUUACUGAACUGCAUUUUACAGUCAUUCAAUUUUGUACUCUUUUGCACCAGUAUCUGAGCCUGUAAAUGCAUGCUGAAAUUGCACAUACAAAUCUACAGGUUUAUACUACCAUUUCAUAAUGUCAAUAAACUUGAUCAGUCCUGUGAA